UGGGACCCCUCAUCCUGCGCCCCUUGCCCUGAGCCGCUACCGCCACCACCGCCACUGCCGGCCAGGGCGCCGGGGGGCACUCGAUGACCUGCCACCUUCUUCCUUACGCCCACCUUCCCGCCAGAAAAUAAAGCCGCUCGAAUUGAUUCCCUUCCUCCGACUGUUUCCAGCCCGCCCCCUGGAGCCCCGCUCCUAGCUCUCAUCCCGGACGCGCUUCCUCUUAGAGGCUCAGGAACCGAUGCUUGACCCCUGCGUCCCCCCCUCUUUUUUCCCUUCUUCUCCUUCAGCCAAAGAUGGUGCCCCCUGCGUCUUCGGAGGAACGGUGUACCGGAGCGGAGAGUCUUUCCAGAGCAGCUGCAAAUACCAGUGCACCUGCCUGGACGGGGCUGUGGGCUGCGUGCCGCUGUGCAGCAUGGACGUCCGCCUGCCCAGCCCUGACUGCCCCUUCCCGCGGAGAGUCAAGCUGCCCGGGAAAUGCUGCGAGGAAUGGGUGUGUGACGAGCCCAAGGACCACACAGUGGUCGGCCCUGCCCUUGCCGCUUACCGACUGGAAGACACGUUUGGCCCAGACCCAACUAUGAUUCGAGCCAACUGCCUGGUCCAGACCACAGAGUGGAGUGCCUGUUCCAAGACCUGUGGGAUGGGCAUCUCCACCCGCGUUACCAAUGACAACGCCUUCUGCAGGCUGGAGAAGCAGAGCCGCCUCUGCAUGGUCAGGCCUUGCGAAGCUGACCUGGAAGAAAACAUUAAGAAGGGCAAAAAGUGCAUCCGGACCCCCAAAAUCUCCAAGCCAGUCAAGUUUGAGCUCUCUGGCUGCACCAGCGUGAAGACCUACCGGGCUAAAUUCUGCGGGGUGUGCACAGACGGUCGAUGCUGCACCCCACACAGAACCACCACCCUUCCCGUGGAAUUCAAGUGUCCAGACGGGGAGGUCAUGAAGAAGAACAUGAUGUUCAUCAAGACCUGUGCCUGCCAUUACAACUGUCCCGGAGACAAUGACAUCUUUGAGUCACUGUACUACAGGAAGAUGUAUGGAGACAUGGCAUAAAGCCAGAGAGAGUGUGAGAGACAUGAACUCUUUAUGCUGUCACUUGAACUGAUUCACAUCUCAUUUUGGUGUAAACAUAAUUUUAGUAGCACAAGUUAUUUAAAUCUGUUUCUCUAACGGGGGAAAAGACAAAUUCCCACCAAAUUCAAAAUAUUGUGCCAUGUGACAUUCAAACAAAUAGUCUAUCAACCCAACACAGGUUUGAAGAAAGUAAGACUUGACAGUGGGACUGUGUUAGCGUAUAGCACCAGGAUGUAUGCUAGCAGCAGUGGGAGGGCAUCUUGUCAUGUUACCCUAGUAAUGUGCCUGCUAUUUGGAGUGUCAUUGAGAAGGGAAACUUGCACGUGCUCAUUGACCUGCCUGUAGCUCCGGCGACAGCUAGGAUGUGUGUUCUCCAGCCAUCAUGAGGCUGAGUCAAGGUCUUCUUUAAGUCAGAACAACAGAUUCAGCUCUGACAUUCUGAUUUCAGAUGACAGUGUUCAGGAAUCAGAAUCCUGUCUAUUAGACUGGACAGCUUGUGGCAAGCUAAUUUGCCUAUAACAAGCCAGAUUUUUUUUUAUUGAUACUGUAAAUAUUGUGUAUAUAUAUAUAUUUGUACAGUUAUCUAAGUUAAUUUAAAGUUGUUUGUUCCUUUCUGUUUAUGUUUUUAAUGCUUUGGUAUUUCAAGUGUUAGCCUCAAUUCUGAACACCAUAGGUAGGACGUAAAGCUUGUCUGAUAAUUCAAAGCAUGAAAUGGAUAUUCAAAUGGAAAUUCUUUUCAGUUAGAGCGACAGGCCAUCAAUACAGGUUGUUUGCUGAAGGUGAGGCAGCAAUGUCUCUGGAAGUCUGAUUUGUAGGUUAGAAAUGUGGUAGCAUCACUUUUAAUGAACAAAUGGCCUUUAUUAAAAAAUAAGUGGCUCUCUAUAGGUGAUUGGUUUUUCCACCUGGAAGCAUUUGUUUCUAAUUUGACUAUGACUGUUUUUUGGACAGUUUAUUUGUUGAGAGUGUGACCAAAAGUUACAUGUUUGCACCUUUCUAGUUGAAAAUAAAGUAUAUAUUUUUUCUAUAAA
Vicugna pacos (alpaca) is the source of this 2097-nucleotide messenger RNA. NCBI's taxonomy places the organism in Eukaryota, Metazoa, Chordata, Mammalia, Artiodactyla, Camelidae. The record is from RefSeq and is a predicted model, not a curated record.